Messenger RNA from Aspergillus novofumigatus IBT 16806, 1616 nucleotides. Its product is annotated as metallophosphoesterase family protein. The record is from RefSeq and is a predicted model, not a curated record. NCBI's taxonomy places the organism in Eukaryota, Fungi, Ascomycota, Eurotiomycetes, Eurotiales, Aspergillaceae. The coding region runs from base 418 to 1521 and encodes 367 amino acids. The transcript has a single exon. Gene Ontology annotation, molecular function: acid phosphatase activity.
GAUCACGGCAUUGUCCGUCCUUGCGACUGGCGCAUUGGCUGCGGUUGAUUAUCCUCCUAUUCCCAGCGACUUGACGACUCCCUUCCAGCAGCGCCUUGCUGUGUAUGGUCCUAAUGGUAAGGCCUCGACCCAACCGCGACACGUGAUCUGACGAACCCAGCUGUAUCAAUUGGAUGGAACACAUACGAAAAGCUGGACCAGAGCUGCGUCCAGUAUGGCACUUCCAGUAGUGCGCUGACCUCCAAGGCCUGCUCGUCCAUUUCAACGACGUAUGCCACCUCGCGCACGUACUCCAACGUGGUGGUGUUGACCGGCCUCACACCCGCCACCACCUACUACUACAAGAUCGUCGCGGGCAACUCGACGGUCAAUCAUUUCCUCAGUCCGCGAACUCCAGGUGAUACUACUCCGUUUAGCAUGGAUGUUGUCAUUGAUCUUGGCGUGUACGGCAAGGACGGGUACACCGUUGCUUCAAAAAAAAUCAAAAAGUCGGACAUCCCGUACAUCCAACCCGAGCUCAACCACACCACCAUCGGCCGACUGGCCAGCACAAUCGAUGAUUUCGAGCUCAUAAUCCAUCCGGGAGAUACCGCAUAUGCUGACGAUUGGUAUCUGCGUGUCGAUAAUCUCCUCACUGGCAAGGAUUCCUAUCAGUCGAUCCUGGAGCAGUUCUACAACCAGCUCGCCCCCAUCGCCGGCCGCAAGCCCUACAUGGCCAGCCCAGGCAACCACGAGGCAGACUGCACUGAGAUCCCGUACACGUCCGGCCUCUGCCCCGAGGGCCAGCGCAACUUCACCGACUUCAUGCACCGCUUCGCCAACACCAUGCCCAGGUCCUUCGCCUCGUCCUCCUCCAGCACCACCGCGCAGUCCCUCGCUUCCAAGGCCAAACCCCUCUCGAACCCACCCUUCUGGUACUCCUUCGAAUACGGCAUGGCCCACAUCGUCAUGAUCGACACCGAAACCGACUUCCCCGACGCCCCCGACGGCCCGGACGGCUCCGCCGGUCUCAACGGCGGGCCCUUUGGCAGCACAACCCAGCAGCUCGACUUUCUCGCCGCCGACCUCGCCAGCGUCGACCGCACCGUCACCCCCUGGGUGAUCGUCGCCGGCCACCGACCCUGGUACACCACCGGCGGCAGCGGCUGCGCGCCCUGCCAAGCCGCCUUCGAAGGCCUGCUAUACAAAUACGGCGUGGACCUCGGUGUCUUCGGACACGUGCACAACUCGCAGCGCUUCCUGCCUGUUGUGAAUGGCACCGCCGACCCCAAGGGGAUGAACGACCCCUCCGCGCCGAUGUACAUCGUUGCCGGCGGGGCGGGCAACAUCGAGGGGUUGAGCAGUGUGGGCUCGAAACCGGCGUAUACCGCCUUUGCAUACGAUGCUGACUAUUCCUAUGCGACGGUGCGGUUUCUGAAUCGCACGAGCUUGCAGGUGGAUUUCAUCCGGUCGAAUACCGGGGAGGUGCUGGAUUCGAGUACGUUGUAUAAGAGUCAUAAGACGCGGUUUGUGGUGCAGUAGUUUUUAUUUGCUCUGCUCGCUUCUCUUGCAGUGAGGAUAAUGUAUAUACAAUGCAAUGCGAUGCGGUGGGUAAGGUAGAAUAGUCAGCGACCAGU